This is a messenger RNA of Sphenostylis stenocarpa, 742 nucleotides long. The record is from the annotation of a GenBank genome assembly. Lineage: Eukaryota; Viridiplantae; Streptophyta; Magnoliopsida; Fabales; Fabaceae.
AUGGAACUCCAACAACUUUGUUCUAUUAAUGCUGCAAUUUACCAACCGCUAUAUGAAAUGGCACAGGGCCUUAUUAGUUGGAUGGAACAGAAGAAAAACAAGCUCGAAAAACGUGAUUUUCACCUUUAUGUAUCGUGUUGGACUGGUGAUAAUGCUUUAAGAGAGCUUGAAGAAGCAAAUAUUUCGAAACAGUGUUUCCCUAUCUUGCUGGAAUGUGCUACCAAGGCAAUCAAAGUUGCUACAGACUUGGAGACAGCUGAACCGCAUAUAAGUGGCAUGGGAGUCAUAACAUUGGAAGGAAGAGCUACUGGAAACUGGACAUACGCUUUUAGUUUAUGGUGCUUGAAUCCAGCAGUUGUGUUUAGAGAUGUGGCUGAUCUUUCUUUAUCAAUCAUCUUGACUUCAGGAACGCUGUCACCAAUGACAUCCUUUACUUCUGAGCUUGGAGUUCAUUUCGAAACUAGUCUAGAAGCUCCUCAUGUAAUUGAUGUUGACUCACAGGUGUGGCCUGCUGUAAUCUCUACUGGUCCUGGCAAUUAUCCUUUAAAUGCUAGUUAUAAAACUGCAGAUGGAUAUGCAUUCCAGGAUGCAGUUGGAAAAUCUUUAGAGGAAAUCUUCAAGAUUGUUCCAGGUGGAUGCCUUGUGUUCUUCCCGAGUUAUAAAUUGUUGGAAAAAUUAUGCAACCGUUGGUCUGAAACAGGUCAAUGGUCUCGACUAAAUGCAGAAAAGCCUCUUUUUGUUG